This is a messenger RNA of Meyerozyma guilliermondii ATCC 6260, 4554 nucleotides long. It is a transcript of the gene ECM17, whose product is annotated as sulfite reductase (NADPH) subunit beta. The record is from RefSeq and is a predicted model, not a curated record. Bases 1 to 4554 code for a protein of 1517 amino acids. The transcript has a single exon. Gene Ontology annotation, molecular function: heme binding; FMN binding; sulfite reductase (ferredoxin) activity. Gene Ontology annotation, biological process: sulfate assimilation. Lineage: Eukaryota; Fungi; Ascomycota; Pichiomycetes; Serinales; Debaryomycetaceae. Gene Ontology annotation, cellular component: sulfite reductase complex (NADPH).
AUGGAUUUACGAUUUUCGCCAUUUCUUAUGAAAUUACGAUUUCGCCAUUUUCUCGCUACAUCACAUCACAUUGAGCCAUGCUCACUCAAUUGCAUUUGCAACCAUUUGUGCCGACCUGCAUACGCACGUGGCAGCUGCCAAUCAAGCGCCGGCCGCAUAGAUUAUGGGUCGGCACGUGAGAUGAUUCAACCUGGUCCUGCAGGCUCUCCAUUUAGGGUUUAUUAUAUCUGGCUUUCACAACCAUUUUUUUGCAGUAUCUCAACGCUUGAUAUAAUGACGUCGCAGACGGAUGCUAUAUCUCACGUUGUGAACAAGGUAUGGGGACCGGUGUUUGUGACCCAACCUGCAAAGUCGGUUCCUUCUGCUUUUUCCAAAUAUUUUCCAAAAGCCAACUUUUUGAUUUCUGCUAAUGACCCAUUUGCAGCGGUUGCAGAUUCGGUUUCGUCCGAAGGUGACGAGGAAGAGCUUACCACGGUAACUACGGAUGGCGUGACGCUUUUCAAAAAUCUCCCAUUUUUUUCGUCAUCAGUCUUCUCUUCCUCCAAAAUCGUGGUCCAUGUGGAGAUUGCUAACUUUGACUUUUCUCUUGUCACGGCACUCCGUGAUUUGGAGUUCCCAGUGUUGGUGUCGCAGAACGCUGCUGAGAGUCUUCUGUUCUCCAAAACUGCCUACAAUUUGGCUUCAAAACUCAACAAAACAGUGUUCCAUUUCUUUGCACCUUCGCAGUACAAGACCAACGAGUCGGUCAAGUUGACGAACGACGAUAUUUUUGUAAACUUGGACUCGUCCGAUGUGUUGGAGAUUGCCGCAGCUUGUGACGUGAAGCCAUUUGAGGCCGCCAACAAGGUUUCCAAGCCAAAAGAUGCCAUUCUCUUCUUGGGACAGCUCAAUGACGAACUCAUAUCUGCCGCUACCAAAAACAAUGCAUUGAUAAUAUCGAUCAAGAUCUACAAGCCAUUUGACUUGCAGCAGUUGCUCUCAACGGUUCCCUCUUCAGUCGAGACGUUAUCUGUGGUCAUCCAGUCAACUACGUCUUCGUCAUAUUCUCCUUUGCUUCUUGACUUUUUCCAGGAGUACUCCAAGUUUCAGCCAAUCAAAAACUUCACAAAGAUCGUCACCGCCACCUUGGGCUACCUCACAAGUGAUAAAUACGACCAGGCAGUAGACAACUUGAUCAAAAAUGUCCAAUCAUCGAGCCCUGUCCAAGGAUUGGCAUUUGGCAAGCUCAACACAGAAUUGACCACCAAGUCUUCCAAGCAGCGUUCAGAAGAACACUCGAAAUCUGUUAAGGACGCUAUUCAAUUGGAACAGGCAUACUUGAAGGUCUUGCAACAAGUAAACGACUCGAACAUGAACGUCUUGAAUGAAUUCAAUGCUAAGGACAUCGGACAGCUGAACCCUGAGUUUGGAUUCGGGUUAUUUAUUUCGACCCAGGAAAAGUUAGCUGCUCUUACAGAACUCAUACAAUCUGCUGUGCGUAGGAACAGCUUCAAGUCGUUGGACAACAAUAAGUUAGUCGACUUGUUAUCCAAGUGGUUGAUUGCACAACGUGAUGGUUCAUCAAACACCGCUGCUUUGGCAUCAGAGAUAAUUCCAUUGCUCGAGUCAGACAGUUCAGAUUACGCAGCCAAGAUUUUGGAAAACAAAGAGUAUCUUUCUCUCAAAUCCAACUGGUUGAUUGGCUCGGACUCGUGGUCCUACGAUCUCGGUUCAUCUGGUGUGCACAACUUGAUAAGUUCAGGUAAGAAUAUCAACAUGUUGGUCAUUGACUCGGAACCAUACCAAGAGAAGAGCCAAGGUAAAACACUCAAUGGUUUCAGAAAGAAGGACGUUGGUUUAUACGCCAUGAACUAUGGUGGCUGUUAUGUUGCUUCCGUUGCCAUUUACUCCUCUUAUACCCAAGUUAUCCAAGCGUUCAUUGAGGCUGAAAAGUUUAACGGUCCUUCUAUUGUGUUGGCUUACUUGCCGUACAACAGUGAGGCAGAUGACACCUUGACCAUUUUGCAAGAAACCAAGAAGGCAGUUGACACUGGAUAUUGGCCAUUGUACAGGUACGAUCCCGAAGACAAGAAAGAAGCGUUCAAAUUGGACUCGUCCAACUUGAGAAACCAAUUGAGAGAAUUCUUGGAUCGUGAGAAUCGUUUAAGUUUAUUGACUGCCAAGGAUCCUCUUUUGUCAAGAAACUUGACAUCCAAUGCUAACACGGAGUCUCGCAAACACCAAGAAAAGGUUGCUGACGAGUCGUUUGCCAAGCUUCUUCAUGGCUUGCUGGGUCCUCCAUUAACCGUUGCUUUUGCGUCUGAUGGUGGUAAUGCCGAGAGCGUUGCAAAGAAGAUUAACAGACAAGCCAUUGGCAGAGGAUUGAAGUCCAUUGUGUUGGCUAUGGACGACUUGUCGAUCGAAGACUUGCCUGUCGAGACCAAUAUUGUGUUCAUUACUUCUACCUCCGGACAGGGUGAAUUCCCCACCAACGGUAAGAUGUUCUGGGAUGCCUUAAAAGGUGCCAAUGAUAUCGAUUUAUCUGGUAUCAAGUUCUCCGUUUUCGGGUUGGGAGAUUCCGAAUAUUGGCCCAGAAAGGAAGACAAGCACUACUACAACAAGCCUGCCAAAGACUUGCAUGCCAAGUUGGUUUUCUAUGGCGGUGUAGAGCUUGUUGAACUUGGCUUAGGAGAUGACCAGGACGCUGAUGGCUACAAUACUGGUUUCAAAGAAUGGGAGCAAAAGUUGUGGAAGGCUUUAGGAGUUGACAAUGUGGAGGGAGUUGAAGAACCAAAGCCCUUAACCAACGAAGACAUGAAGAUCGGAUCGAACUUCCUUCGUGGAACCAUCGCCGAGGGUUUGCAAGAUCAAUCUACUGGAGCCAUCAGUGCAGUUGACCAGCAGUUGACCAAGUUCCACGGUAUUUACAUGCAAGACGAUAGGGACAUCAGAGACGAGAGGAAAGCUCAAGGUAAAGAACCUGCUUAUGCCUUUAUGGUUCGUCUUAGAUUACCAGGAGGCUCGGCUACUCCUCAACAGUACAUCAAGUUGGACGAUUUGGCCGAUGAGAGAGGUAACGGAACCUUAAAAUUGACUACAAGAGCCACCUUCCAAUUGCAUGGUAUAGUGAAGCAUAACUUGAAGCCUGCCAUUCGUGGCAUGAACUCUGCGUUGUUGGACACUUUGGCUGCUUGUGGUGAUGUUAACAGAAAUGUGAUGGUUUCUGCUAUUCCCCACAAUGCCAAGGUCCACUCUCAAAUCUCAGAGGUUGGUGCCCUUAUUUCUGAUCACUUGUUACCCCAGACCACAGCAUACCAUGAGAUCUGGCUUGAGGGAGAAGAUGAAGGAGAUAAACCAGGCGAUAGUGCUGCUUGGGAAAAGAGAGAAAAAGGACCCAAAAAGAAAAAGACUUUGGUUUCUGGAAAUGCUUUGGUGGAUGUAGAACCAUUGUACGGUCCAACCUAUUUGCCCAGAAAAUUCAAGGUUGUCAUCACCGUUCCACCUUACAACGAUGUCGAUGUCUAUGCUCAUGACAUUGGUUUGAUUGCGAUUUUGGAAGGUAAUGUGGUUGUUGGAUUCAACGUGUUAGCUGGUGGUGGUAUGGGAUCGACUCACAACAACAAGAAGACUUACCCUAGAACCGGUUCUAUGUUAGGAUAUGUGUCGAAGGAAGAAGUUCACAUAGCCUGCGAGAAGAUCAUGUUGGUACAGAGAGACAACGGUGAUAGAACAAACAGAAAGCAUGCCAGAUUGAAAUACACCAUUGACGACAUGGGCGUGGAUGUGUUCCGUGGAAAGGUUGAGGAGCUUCUUGGACACAAGUUUGAGGAAGCCAGACCAUUUGAGAUCAAGCUGAACAUUGAUUAUUUCGGAUGGACCAAGGAUGAAACCGGAUUGAAUCAUUUCACUGCUUUCAUCGAAAACGGAAGAAUCGAAGAUACUCCAGACCACCCCCAGAAGACUGGUUUGCGUAAGAUAGCCGAAUACUUGAGUGAUGGAAAAUCUGGAGAGUUCAGAUUGACAGGAAACCAACACAUGCUUCUCUCCAAGAUCGAAGACCAGGAUUUGGAAACGGUGAAAUCUUUAUUGGCCAAGUACAAAUUAGACAACACCGACUUCUCAGGCUUGAGAUUGUCGUCUGCUGCCUGUGUUGCAUUCCCAACCUGUGGAUUGGCCAUGGCAGAGUCCGAGAGAUACUUACCUGAGCUUAUCAGCAAAUUGGAAGAAGCAUUGGAAGAAUAUGGUCUUCGUCACGAUUCCGUUGUUAUGAGAAUGACUGGAUGUCCUAACGGAUGUGCUAGACCUUGGGUUGCUGAAGUCGCUCUUGUUGGAAAAGCUUACGGUGCCUACAACUUGAUGUUGGGAGGAGGACAUCAUGGACAGAGAUUGAACAAGAUCUACAGAUACUCCAUCAAGGAGGAUGAGAUCUUGGACAUUUUGAAACCAUUGUUCAAAAAAUGGAGUCUUGAAAGGAAUGAAAACGAGCCUUUCGGUGACUUCUGUAUUAGAACCGGUGUUAUCAAGGAAACUACCGAGGGUAAGUAUUUCCACGAUGAUAUACCCGAAGACGCAUAA